This is a messenger RNA of Pseudo-nitzschia multistriata, 6749 nucleotides long. Lineage: Eukaryota; Bacillariophyta; Bacillariophyceae; Bacillariales; Bacillariaceae. The record is from the annotation of a GenBank genome assembly.
GUCGCUACUUUUUGGCGCGCCGUAYGGCGCGGUAAUAAUUAAAAKCUGUACCGGUAGUUGGAGUUUCUGGGAUAAUGGUCCUUUUCGAGGUGAUGCUGUUGCUGAACGAGAAUUGAAMGAAGUCUUCGUUAUGGUUGCAWUGGUCAAAAAGUACAUUCAACUAAUUAGUGGAAGAAGCAGGAAUGUUUAGAAAAUCACGCCGGACAGCCACAACUACAUAUCGUCGCCGUCGGUUGACUUGGGAUGAAACAACGCCAUCUGUCGCUACCCACGAUGACCACGACGAAAUGAACAAUAGCAUUCUCACCGGCAAGGUACUCCAAAAGGGAAAGAAAGAACGUCGAUUGGUGACACCCUCGCCAAACGCCGCAUCUACGCUUGUGCAAUGUGACGAAGGUGGCAGGUCACAACAUUCCCAAUCCAACAAGUCACCGGCAAUAAAACAAUUAUUUGCCAAGAAGAGAUUGUCACGAAACAAACGAACAGCUAGGUUGACUGAUGGGGSUACUUCUGUAUCUCCCUCUCCGGGGCAGUCUUGUGCGAACGAUUCUCAAAAUUUCCUGUUCCCCUUCUCAAAAACCGAUGAUAUAGCGACGUCGUCAACUGGAACUCAAAAUGGYGGCAGCAGUAUCCAUCGAAAACGGGGCUCCAAAAGAAGGAUGCGAGACAGAAAGCCAUUGCAUCUUGCUACAAAGAGCGCUGCAUCUUUUAGGAAAUCGAAGAGUCGUCUCCGACACAAAUAUACUACAGGUGAUUCGUUGGCAAGUCUUGUAUCGCAAAUGAUCACACAUCCUUCAAAACGUUCUACCCCAACUAAGAGCAAUGGUGAACGCCGGAUACAAGCGCAACGCCAUCCGGUCCAUCUCUCAAAGAUGGGGGAUGGCACUACAAAACAGGAGAAGGAUAUGAAUGCUUCGAAGAAUAUGAAGACGCAAUGCGACACGUUUGAAGAGAGAACUUCGGAGACGACAAAAAAGAGGUGCAGAGAAAAAAGUGGAAAGAAGAACGGAACAUCCGUCCCGGUCAAAUUCAUUCCCCUAUUGGCAUCACUAGCGACCCCUAGUAUAAAAAUGGCAAGAGCUCGCUCCACUUCCGAGAUUCUCAACGAGUUUCACCGAAAAAAAGAAGAUUUUAAGUUGACCUUUUCAUCGAGGCGUGUCACGAGAAGUGAUAGGCUUUCCUACGCUAACCAUAAUUCGAGAAAGAGGCUUCCCCGUGCUUGUAAGAAUACGAGAAACUCGAGAAAGAUGCUUCCCCGUGCCUGUAAAAAUAAGAGAAACGCCAACCUUCAGAAAGAAUUCUUGACGCACGAAGACAUCGAAAAAGAACUUGAACUAGAUAGUGAUGACGGGGACGAAGCCGACGAUGAUUCUGAAGACGAAGAAUGGGUUGAAGGCAGAUGCAGAGCUAAGGUUCCUUCCUCUAYCGAUGUAACUCCGAUAUGUGUAAAUAUUUCUCCGCCCGAGAGCAGGUUAAAGCCAAGACCGAGAAAACUAUUUUCCUUAUCUUCGGAUCAGAACAGAGCCGGAGGCUUGACCUUUCCUGUCAUUGAUAAUGAGACAGAAAUGUUGCCACGUAGUCCAAAAAAGCGACGAUGCGGUAGCGAUCACAACCUCGACAGUUCACUACACCAGGAUGUGGAUAUUGUAUCACAAAAAGMCCAUAGAUCAAAAAGCUCUGGUGCAAUGCUAAGCGAACGCAGCUCUGGCGAAGACAUCAAUCCUAACCAGCGAUUGGUGAAGGAAAAAAGGAGCAGAGUACAUGGGGGAAAGUUGCAACCUGAUGAUUUUCGAGAACUAAAGUCCUAUAAAGACUCACUGUAUCGAGAACGAACAGAUCGAAGAUUCCAAGUGCAUGAUGCCGGCGACAUCGGUACACCAAAAUCCAGAAUAUCGUCAUCUGGUAGUAGGACUGAUGCUGACGCGUUGCGAGUAAAAGAUUCACACCUUCAGUUGGUGUCACCAAGUAGGUCGUCAUCGAGUCAACGCGCGCAGCGUAAGCGUCACAAAAAAUUCUCCAUGGAGGAGUAUUCCGUUCAUUCCAGUCAGUCUAGAAGCAAAAARUCUGAGAUUCGGCCCGUUGUUGACGAGAUUCAGAACUCUCCAAUUCGGCCCUCUAUAAGUUUGGAAGAUUACAAUAGUGAUGCAAGAGUCGCUCGUAAGAAGGCUUCGAACAAUUCGAGGGAGUCGAUAAGGAAGACUAAACACAACAAAUUGCAAAGCGAUCACAAAUUUUCACCGAGUGAAAUAUCUAUUAAGAAUAAUGAAGAAGCCGGAAACAUGUCCUCUCGUAUCGGUACCAGCUUCAUCGGAUCUAGCUCACCUCGAAGACAUUCAACAGAAGAACAUAUCACAUUACGGCAGCAAGAAACGAAUGCCACAGCUUCGAAAAAACGAGUUCGAUUUGAUAGUUCGACCACAACCUUCUCGGUGAAAAUAAAAAUAAAGACAAACCUCAAUGCCAGGGGACAUAAGAGAGGCGGACGCAGCAAUGGUCAAUCCAUCGCACUUCCAUCCUCACUGGAUGAAUCUGCCGUCCAGGCGAUUGCAAAUCAGGUGACACAGGCCUGCUUGUCGCAAGCGACGACCAAUAUGGAACCAGAUAAUUGCAGMGGUUUUUCUCGCAGAGGUCGUGAUAUAGACGUCAAUUUUGAUGUCAAUAAUGACAAUUUGUCCACUAGUCAUUCGUCAGAAGGGACAUCGAACAGCAAUCAAAGUGGCAAUGCCAACGAACAGAUUGAAGAAGAGAAGAGGAAUAAAACAUACAGCGACAGUGUCUCAGAGAUGGAUCCACAUCUUGUCGAAGCCCGAAGUACAAAUUGCGACUUCUCGCGCAGAGAUUCCAAUGAUGCGAGAUCUGUCACCAGCGAGCUAACAAGCGACUGGAACAGACCUUCUAGGUUUGAUCAUCAUCAAAUCUACAGAAAAUCGAACAGUGAUUUUGUUGCAAGCGAUAGCCAUGGUUCACAAAAUAAUUUCGAUGAUGAUUUCCGGGGCCAAAGCGACGUGGAAAAUAUCAAAUCUACGGAUCAUGAUCAAGACUACACGGGGACAUCUAUACCAAAUAAAAAACGAUCACCUCGUGGUGUCUCAAACUAUGGUAGAAACGGCGACAUGAGAUCUUGUUCAUCUACAAGUCGACGACAGCGCAUUUGGGGAUGUAGUGAUUCUUUGGCUGGGUCUGGAUUCGAGUCCAAGGUGUCAGGAACUGAAGGAUCUGUUUCUUUUCAACUUCCGAGAGAAGUCUCAUUGCAAAAUUCUAGUCUGCGACCUAAGGGCUUGUUCUCCUCGAACUUUCGGUCGGAUAAAAGGAAGUACGCAUCAGUUUGCAAUGAAGACGACGAUGAAAGCAUGAAAAAGGAAACGAUAAAGAGUUCGAGGAGUGAUUAUCUUUUGAGCACUCCCAAUCCUAGAUCGAAUUCUCGUGUUGUUCCUUUUGCACCAACCUAUCGCUGUGGGAUGUGCAAAGGAUGCCGACGAACUUUGGAUUGUCAAACAUGCGAUGUCUGCCUCCAAAAGCUGCAAUACUACGGAUCUCAACUAUCGCCAACGGAGGACAUCUGUUCUCCGUGUUUGUUGCGACGCUGCCAGCGGACAUGUCGCGUUGGUUGUGUCGAUUCAUUGCUUGGCCUAAAACCUUCGCCGAAUUCAACUUCCGCAAACCAAAAAGAAAAACAUUGUACUGAUAAGUUGGCCGACACAUCUAAUAUGCAGGUUUUCUAUUCUAAAGAUCCUGUGGCUACYAAAAGCUCAACUUUGGSACCAUCUCCAAAGCCUGCUUCUAGAAACACAAAAGCACCAUGGGAAGAGGGGGACGACUGGACGGUCGACUAUUCSUACUUGAGCGAGCCUGAAUAUCGUCAGAGUUGGAGUAUUGCUUCAAAUAACUCAGGAAGACACAAAGUGCAUUCCUCCACGAGAAGUUUGCCAGCGCAUUCGGGUUGGUUGACUUCCCAUCAGAAGCGACCAAUGAUGAGGUUUGGCGAUAGGGUGCGCACAAGUCUCUCAUCGAUUUCUGAAUCGAUCCCAUCAAAGGAAAAGUCCAAGCAGAUGCCUUCUUCRCUUUCUACAUCAGCGAAWAAAUUGGGGAAAAAGAGAGGAAAAGGAAGAGGAGAAAAAAGAAAGCGGGACCAUCUGCAUGGACUUGCCCUUCCGAGCACUUCCAUGGAUGGAUGCUCUGUUACCUCUUGGAGAGAAAAUCGAAAGUGCUUACGUGCCUUGAUGGAAUAUGACGAAGCAGACCAAGAWUGGGKUUAGAAUAAGAAUAUUUGUACGCUGAUACUCGAAGGCAGCAACAUGUCAGGGGAAAUGGGUUAAGAAAAUAGUGCCUCCAAUAAGGGUUUUUGUGUUCUUUAUGAAUAAUUUUACUUUUUUCUUUUCCUUAUUCAUYGCGAGUACUUCUUCCUAAUUAUUUAGGAUGAUAUUAUUGCCAUUUGAUAGCAUUUGCCUAUUCUCAUCACCAUCUGAAUGGAGAAUGAUUCCUGCUGAAAUGCACAAUCAAUYGGUAGGAAUCACCAGAGUUAGUGUUCGGAGAGUGAUACUAUCAUCCUAAAGAUAAAACUAGUACAUGCAAGUUGGCACGGACGAGUUCAGUACUACUACUAAGUGCCUUUUUGCACUGAUACUUGUAGUAUGCAAUCUGUGAUGCUCARUUUUCAAAUUACUAGUAGCUUCAAUCUUGAAAUCUUGAAAAUUUCUUGUGUUUAACAAACAAUACUUACCACCUUCGUUGAUACAGCACCAUCGAACAAGAGUACUUACCAGGUACGGUACAUACGAUGCGAUUUUCGUACCAAUUGGUGUGGUGCGGUGAAGCGUUUUUCGCAACUCACCUGCAGCCACAGUACAGUACUUAGUUAAAAAGAUCCCUACGCACAGUACGAGAACURCGCCCCCCAACGUAGAAGUGACCUUGAUCAAACCGUCAACACGUCACCAAAAAGCUGGGCCACAAGAUGGUUUCUAACCGAAAACGAAAAGACAUCAGAAAAAAAAACUGGUAUCAGUACGGAAAACAGCGGAGUAAAACUGAAUUCUGAAUCCAUAGGACACACUCCGGCUGAUUCCGACGAUAUCUUUGACAUGCGAAUUAUCUACAAUUCCAUGACAUGAUAGUCUUCAACUAUGCCACCUCCACCACCUCCAUCGAAGUCAUACCUCUUAGUCCUGGAUUCGGAUUCAUCAUCGGACGAAUCGGAGGAUGAAAGCUACUUUCAGCAGCAAUACAACAGGACAUUUGAAAACAUAAAUACGGUYGCUCCUCCUCAAGUUCUGGAUACGAAGAACAAUAUUAAUGGAAGGGUCAAUAAUGAUUUUUCCAGUCUAUCAUUGGUCGACGAAAGCAAGAACGACCAAAACCAGCAAGACAGCAGCAGUACAAAGCUAACUAAGAAUCAAAAGAAAAAUCAAAAAAAGAGACUUCAACGAAAGAAAAAGAAAAAGGCCGCUAAGCAGAAGGAAGCGAACACCCUCAAAGGGGUGUCUUUUUCUGACGUCUCAAUACGAGAAUUCCCUAGGGCUUUCAGCACGGAUACAGUACCAGCGCAUGGUGGAUGGCCGUUAGGAAUGAAACUUGAAGGUCACGAAGACCUUGACCAAAUUCCACUAGACGAAUAUGAAACGAGCAAACAAAAACGAUUGCAUGAGCGAUGGACUACCAUGUUAUCUGCGAGAGACAAGAAAGUGCCUGGAUCACCGAAGUCUCCGUCGAAAAAGUCUUCGCCUUCGUCGAAGAAGAAAAGCGAUCCUGUCGCACCUUUUGAUGAGAAAGUUAUCCAAAUGGUCGGUGCAGGCGCUGCAUGCGGCGAAAGUUGCAGUGAGGAGAAUUGCAAUGUUGUGUACGAGACUCGCCAGUGGGACUACAAAUCACGGAUUAAAAACCCGAUUUUUCGAUCUGUUUCCGAAGACGAGCGCCACGCAAUUUUUCUCGACGCUAGUGAGUUCACGUGUAGUGAGAUCCAAAAACAUGUCAACAACAGCAACAGCGUUCGAAGAGCGCGCUCAAAUUCGAUCGGUAAUCAUAACCAUAACAGCAACAACAACAGGCGGUCACGUUCCAAUUCUGUAGGCAACCACGACCUGGGGAACAGCAUGAAGGGGAAGUUUAAUGAGGAAUACAAUCAAGCAAUGGUCCAUCAUGUUCGCAACGAACUCGAGCAAAUACGAUUCGAACGCAAUAAAUCCGGUGCCACGGGAUGUAACUGUCGCAAACUAGUCGUCUACCUUCCGCCAUCAGACGGAAGUGGCGGGAAAAAAGCUCAGCAUCGACGUCUGAAACCUAGCAAGCUCGUUCAAGAACUCAAGAAAAGGAACCUCUAUGAUUCAAAAGUUGCCUCAUCAUCUAGGGAACAAAUGGAAAAGAUUUUGCACAAGGCUGUCGAAAAAGAACCUUGCUGCAAGGACGCGGAUUGYUUUUGUGUUCGAAACGGAAUCAACUGUCAGGCCGAUGCUUGUUCGUGUUGGCAUGACUCCCAUGUUCAUCCGAAACACAGUAGCGGCAGCGACGGCCGCGGUCUGACCAACGACGACAUUCGAACGCGGUGCGGCAAUCCUUUGGGAACCUACCUGGUGGAAACGGAGGCAAUCGAAGCCUAUCGAACAAACAUCUUAAAGGCACAAAAWCUGCAGAUGGAAUAAUGGAUAUWURGGCGGCAUCAAUUGCAUCAACUCACAGGCCCUCGGUUCGUGGUAWMCCUGGUCUCCUUAMAAGAAUACAAGUGCGCCCGUACUGAGUAAAUUCAAAAUGAUKUC